GCACGAUGGAUGACAUCAGUAAGUGUUCCGAAGACGAAGUGUUUUGGUUUGGACUGUUUGACGACGUUCCGGAAGGUGUGCUGCAUCCCUUGCUGAUCGACGACUGCGAGGACGAAGCAGAGACGAAACGUAAGCUCAGAACCUAAUUCACCUCGCAAGAGAUAAGACCGCGGUAUCAAAAACCACCGAGAGUUAGAGAUAUGGAAACGGAUGAAUUCGGCUUCGCGUUGCACGUCGAUUCCUCUGAUGACGACGACGACGUCGAAGACGUCACAGAAGAUCCGGAACUCGCAGCAAACAUCUACGGAUCAACUCAGCUGUACCAGCUGAUUCGCAGCGGAAACCAGCGCCGGAUAGUUCAGCUGAUCGAUGCAUACGGAGAGGAUUUCGGCAAGGUUCGGAAGCACCUGGAGCGCAAGUAUCGGUGGGAUAAGGAAGACAAGAUAUGGUUGAAGAAGACGAUUCUGGUGGCUUGUAGUGAGGAGCAGUGUCGAGUUGCUAAAAGCUUGGAGAAUGCGGUGAUUAAGUUGGAAGAUUUGCGGAAAGCUGUGUUUGUGCUGCUGCAACAUCCGGUGAACGGUGAAGAGGUAGCGAUUCUUCAUCCAGAUGAUGCGAGCAAAUUACUGGUUACCCAGCUAAUCAUACAGUUGAUUCCAAACGGAUUCCUCACUUGGAAGUGCAUCGCUUCAGGCGGUAAGAACGAAACCUUCAUGGAAGCAGCCGCGGCUUGUGGACUCCACGAAGUGAUCGACAAGCUGUACGAACUGGGCGAUCCGAUCGCGAUCCCACAGCACAAUCCGUUACUGCAGGCUUGCGGCUUCGAUCGGAAGGACACGAUCCAGUGGCUGCUCACGAGGCACUUUGACAACUUUGACUGCACUCUCCGGGAUGCUUCCCAGCGCAACGCGCUGAUCGUGGCGCUGCAAAGAAACGAUCCCAAGAUGGUGGAGCUUCUGCUGGGGAAAAUGAUUGCCUAUCGAUGCAAGCACUACGGGGAGUCGGAAACGGAAGCGUUCAACAAGGUUUUUCGCUACGAAAGCAGCGAGUCAGACGCGUCGAUUUUUACUUUUCUGUGGCGGAGUAAGCCAAUGUACGAGGUUGUUGAAAAAGCUGUAAUUCAGUACAAACUUGAUCUAUCCUAUCAAUACAAUUACAGUUCAAACAUAGAACACCUCUUAGACGCUGAAAUUGCACUAGAGUACUGCUUUGCAGGAAUCCGUGGCAAUCCCGAACUACUCGGAAUCCUUACCUCAAAAAAUUGCUCAAUCCUGCACGAACUGCUGCGAAAAGGGCACGUUGACUUUCUCCGCGAAAUGUACCGCACUAGUCCCGAUAUCCAGCGGUACUUUGACAGUGAUGCCGGAUAUGCUACGCUGCACGCAGCUUUGAUGAAUGAAAAUCGAGAAGCGGUAGCGUUCAUCUUGGAGCAUCAUCGAGAGUCCCUUGAACGUGAUCAACGGAUGCUCAAGGAGAACGUCGUAUGCUGCAGACAUUACCCAAUGCAAUACUACGACCAACGGAUGGAGCUGUUCGAGGAAUUUUUCCCGAGUUAUCUGGAUGAUAUUGAACGAAUAAGGGCGAAUACGGAAGCUGAGCAGUGUAAUUUUGGUCAACAACAUAGAACAGAGACUUUCGAUGCCUCACCAGAACCUUCUUCAAACACCAUGGAAUCGAAUGACGUACCCCUUCUACACCAAGCAGUUCAAAGAGAUGACCAGCAUCUAUUCAUUCAGCUGCUGGAAUCAGGUCACGACAUCGACGCGCUGGACACCGCCGGAAAUCAUUCGAUUCACUUCGUUCAAAGUGAGACCAUGCUGGAACUGAUUGUCAACCGACAUCCCGACGGUCAGCGGAUCGUGCAUCGAACGAAUCACGAAGGAUUCACGCUUCUUCAUCGCGUCUGCUCCCUUCGAAUGGAUCACAAAACGAUGAGCGAUCUGCUGAAAAGAGUGAUUGAAUGUGGAGCGAAUGUUCACCAGCUGACGAAAAAUGGCGAAUCGAUCGCGUUUUUCGUUGAAAACAGCGACGUUCUGGAGUACUUGAGGGAGUUUGACAUUCAGUUGGAGGUGGUAAAUCAGGAUGGAGAAACUGCCCUUGAACGACACUUGUACAACGAGAAUGUUCAAAUGGCACGAGCUUUGCUGGUUCGUACUCACACGUUGUCGACGUUCAGGCAACGUGCACACAAAUAUUUAAAUCUUAUACUGAAAAAAGGUCGCUACUUCUUCAUCCGGGACUAUCAGGACGUGCUGGAGAAGCAUCCGGAACUGACGAAAGUCAUAUUUGACGGCCUCUACAACCACUCACGCGAGGAAGCUUCACGACUCUUCGCUCAAGCUUGUCGCAACGAGAUCUACUUCAUCGUUGAGAAGUUUCUCGAUUUUGACUACGACUUGAACUACAACUUCGUCUACAGGGAAGACGAAUACGACGACGACGCUACACCGCUGCUGAGGCUGAUAAAUCCGCGUGAGAACUUCUCAAACGAACAUCUGAUCGAACGACUUCUCCAGAAAGACGUUGACGUGAGCGUUCGAAACGGUUCCGGAUGUAACGCCCUCCUAGCACUGGCCCUUCGAUAUCGCUUCGCAAACGGAAGCGAAAACGGUGAGAAGCUGCUUCAGCAGCUGAUGAAACGUGGUGCGUCGAUCGAUUCCGUAGACUUCGAUGGGAAUACCGCACUGCAUUGGGCUUUUCUGAGUGGCCGAUUGGAGUUGGUGGAGGUGUUGGUCCAGAAUGGGGCGGAUUUCAGAAUAAAGAAUAACGGCGGGAACAUUCCGUUGCAAAUGGCGGAUGCAGUUAACCAGGAGCUGUUUUAUUUUUGGUCGUAGACUGUAAAAUGCAAUAAACUUCCGAGAAACUCGAAAGAA
Molecule: messenger RNA, 2870 nt
Organism: Culex pipiens pallens (northern house mosquito)
Lineage: Eukaryota; Metazoa; Arthropoda; Insecta; Diptera; Culicidae
Product: putative ankyrin repeat protein RF_0381
Exons: 2
Coding region: 201-2831 (876 amino acids)
Molecular function (GO): protein binding
Source: RefSeq, a predicted model, not a curated record